Messenger RNA from Cucurbita moschata (crookneck pumpkin), 2217 nucleotides. Its product is annotated as zinc finger BED domain-containing protein RICESLEEPER 1-like. The transcript has 2 exons. Gene Ontology annotation, molecular function: DNA binding; protein dimerization activity. Bases 206 to 2170 code for a protein of 654 amino acids. The record is from RefSeq and is a predicted model, not a curated record. Lineage: Eukaryota; Viridiplantae; Streptophyta; Magnoliopsida; Cucurbitales; Cucurbitaceae.
CCUUCUCUCUUCGCUUCACAAUCAACAAUCAAUCGCUUCCCUUCUCCAUCCAUGUUUUGCCGUACACACCGCCACUUUUCCCUCUCUCUCUCCUCGCUCUCCCUUCUUCUCGCCGGGGGACGAAACUGACCGCCGUUCCCUCUCCGUCGCCGGAAAGCUCUGCCCAGUUCAGUUCACUCUUUUGUUGGAAAGACAGGGUGAUGUAAUGGAUAUGUCGGAGGCAGUUAUAGUAAAAUCUAGCAGAUUGAAAUCCGUUGUGUGGAACGAUUUUGAUAGAAUAAAAAAGGGUGACACCUUUGUUGCUGUAUGUAGGCAUUGUAAGAAGAAACUCAGUGGAUCCAGUACCAGUGGGACUUCUCAUUUGAGGAAUCACUUAAUUAGGUGUCAGAGAAGAUCUAAUCAGUUUAUUUCUUCAUCCAGGGAAAAGAGAAAGGAAGCAACUCUGGCUAUUACUAACUAUGUUGAUCCGGGGCCGAAGAAGGAUGAUGUACUCAAUCUUGUCAAUAUUGGAUUUAAUCCAGAGAAGUUGAAAGAGGAAACAAGUAAUACUCUGAGUUACAAUUUUGAUCAGCGACGAAGUCGCUUUGAUCUCGCACGUAUGAUCAUCUUGCACGGUUAUCCAUUGGCCAUGGUUGAGCAUGUUGGGUUCAGAGUAUUUGUUAAAAAUCUGCAUCCCUUGUUCGAACUUGUAACGUGCAAUAAAGUUGAAACUGAUUGUUUGGAGAUAUAUGCCAAAGAGAAACAAAAAGUGAAUGAGUUAUUGGAUAAAUUGCCUGGUAAAGUUAGUCUCAGCGCUGAUAUGUGGACUGCCUCAGAUCAUCAGGAAUCGGCAUACCUGUGUCUUACAGCCCACUAUAUUGAUGAGUCCUGGCAGUUAAAUAAGAAGGUUUUGAACUUUAUGUUCGUUGAUCCUUCUCACACUGAAGAUUUGCAUUCAGAGACCAUCAUGACAUGUCUUAUGGAUUGGGAUAUCGAUCGCAAGUUAUUUUCAAUGACAUUUGAUUGUUCCUCUACCAGUGACUAUAUAUCAUUACGAAUCAGAGACAGACUAUCACAGAACAGGUUCCUGUAUUGUAAUGGUCAAUUAUUUGAUGUCAGCUGUGCGGUAGAUCUUCUCAAUUUGAUGGCUCAAGACGCUUUGGAAGCAUUGUGCAGUAUUCUCCCUAAAAUUCGUGAUAGUAUUCAAUACAUUAAACAGUCUCGAGAAGUGCAAGCUAAGUUCAAUGAUAUGGCCGAACAAGGUAAAGUUCAGAGCCAAAAAGUUCUAUCUCUGGACAAUCCAGCUCAGUGGAACUUGACUUAUGCAAUGCUUGGAGCGGCUAUAGAAUAUCGAGAAGCGUUUUCCCGUUUGCAGGAAAGUGACGUUGGCUACACAGCAUGCCCAACUGAAGAAGAGUGGUCUAGGAGUUGUACAAUCACUGGGUUUCUGAAGUUCUUUUUUGAAGUAACUAAUGUAUUAACGAAGAGCAAUUUUCCAACUGCAAAUAUAUUUUUCCCUGAGCUCUGUGAUGUGCACUUGCAGUUGAUGGAAUGGUUCAAGAAUUCAGAUGAUUAUAUCAAGGCCUUGGCAUUCAAGAUGCGCACCAAGUUUGAAGAAUAUUGGGACAAGUGUGGAUUGGCUCUAGCGGUUUCUGCCAUUUUAGAUCCUCGAUUCAAGAUGAAACUAGUAGAAUACUACUAUCCACAAAUAUAUGGGGUUGUUUCUCAACAGAGGAUUGAUGAUGUUAUGAACUGCGUGAAGGCGCUUUACAAUGAACAUAUGAUCUGCUCGCCAUUAGCUUCAAUGGAUGAAGGUCUUGCCUGGCAAGUUGGGAGUAGUUCUGGGAAGGAUGGAAGGGAUAGAUUGAUGGGGUUUGACAAAUUUCUGCAUGAAGCCUCGGAGAGUGAAGGCAGUAAGUCAGAUUUGGAGAAGUACCUUGAGGAGCCUUUGUUUCCUCGUAAUGCCGAAUUCAAUGUGUUGAACUGGUGGAAAGUUCACAGUCCUAGAUAUCCAAUUUUGUCCAUAAUGGCUCGUAAUGUGUUGGGGAUUCCGAUGUCAAAGGUUGCAUCAGAUUGUGCAUUCAGGACUGGAAGAAGAGUGGUUGAUCGAGAGUGGAGUUCAUUGAAACCAGCUACGAUUGAAGCAUUGGUAUGUUCACAGGAUUGGAUACGGAGUGAACUGGAGAGCUAAUUCUUCCCUCACAUGACAACUCUGUCGAUAUUUAUUCAUUUUUGUCA